This is a messenger RNA of Uranotaenia lowii, 4314 nucleotides long. It is a transcript of the gene Dd, whose product is annotated as CTD nuclear envelope phosphatase 1 homolog. The record is from RefSeq and is a predicted model, not a curated record. The coding region runs from base 887 to 1624 and encodes 245 amino acids. The transcript has 5 exons. Gene Ontology annotation, molecular function: protein serine/threonine phosphatase activity. NCBI's taxonomy places the organism in Eukaryota, Metazoa, Arthropoda, Insecta, Diptera, Culicidae.
CAGCCUGCCGAAAGAAAUCGCAGCAAGCAAGCAGCAGCUAGAGUCGUCGCGUAAAGCUGCAAGUACCCGUGUUGAGAAGCACAGAAAAGUUUCUUAAAAAUUGGUUUUCCCAGUAAUUUAACGUGGUUUAAAUUCAUCUUUUGAGUUGUAAGUGAGAGCGCUCGUUUUGGGGAAAAGUGUGUUGAUGUUCAAUUCGCGAAUAAGUGAUUACCAAACGUGCAAUAGUAAAGUUAAAAUUUGUGCGAAACUGCUCUUUUGGGUUGACUGAUCGGGUAGGAGCAGCAGAAAAAAAAACGGAAGAAGGUGGAAGAAAAUCGUUUGCCAAUUUUCUGCUUCUUGCCAAAAAGCAGUAAAAAUGUUGGCAUGUGUAAAAGACGGGCAAAAUAAUAGGAAAUUUUAAUUGGUGCCGUGCUGCAAAAAUUGUGCUCGCUGAAAGUGUUGGGGUACUUGAGUACUUGAAAGUUGGGGUUAAUUUAGCUUUAUUUGGAGUUAAUAUUCUAAACUAAAGCACUUAAAGCAGGUGAAAAAUACUGAGGAAAGCUGCUCCAGACUUCCUGUUUGAGAUUUGAAAAAUCAAGAAAAAGUGACGCUCCCAAGGGAAAAAAAUGAUGUGAUCUUACUUCGGGACGCUGAAAUUUGGUUUUUUGUUGAGCCUUUUUUUCCUCAUUUCUUGUGACUUCUAAGUACACAGCAAACAACUCUAGAUUGUUAAAAAACCUACAACAAAAAAAAAUCACCUAAAAAGUAAGAACAAACCAACAUCCAAAAGCAAAGAAAAAACAAAACCAACACUGUACCGUAGUCGCAAAGUCGAAUCGGAUCUGUACAUCCCCGGGAAAAUCCCCCGGAACCAAACAACUGGAGACCUGGUGCUGCUGCCGCGGCAAUGCCAAUGUUGUCACAAUUUCAAAUGAACUUUCGAGCGUUUCUGGUACUGGCCUCGAAGAUAUGGACCUGCCUCUGCUACAUGUUCAAUCGACAGGUUCGAGCGUUUGUACAGCAUCAACCGGUCAAAUAUGAACUGUUCCCCCUGUCGCCGGUGUCCCGGCAUCGGCUCAGCAUGGUCCAGCGGAAGACGUUGGUCCUGGACCUGGACGAGACGCUGAUCCAUUCGCAUCACGACGCCAUGCCCAGGAACACCGUUAAACCCGGGACGCCGCACGAUUUCACCGUAAAGGUUACCAUCGAUCGACAUCCGGUGCGCUUCUUCGUGCACAAACGCCCCCAUGUGGACUACUUUUUGGAUAUUGUAUCGCAAUGGUACGAUCUAGUUGUGUUUACCGCCAGUAUGGAAAUUUACGGCGCCGCAGUUGCCGAUAAGCUGGACAAUGGACGUAACAUCCUGAAGCGACGAUACUACCGGCAGCACUGUACGCCAGAUUUCGGCUCGUACACCAAAGACCUGUCGGCGAUAUGUGGCGAUUUGAAUAGGAUAUUCAUCAUCGACAACUCGCCCGGGGCGUAUCGCUGUUUCCCGAACAACGCGAUACCGAUCAAGUCCUGGUUCUCGGACCCGAUGGACAUCUGUCUGCUGUCGCUGUUACCGCUGCUAGAUGCGCUCAGGUUUACCAACGAUGUGCGGUCGGUAUUGUCGCGGAAUCUGCAUCUGCACCGUUUGUGGUAGCAGAAUCCUAGAAACAUUUUAUGGUGCGCUGUGAGACUUCUUCAAUCUUACAAAUUUUCGUUCAUUUUAUUCUAAAUUUGUGUAACACAUCCUACAACUAAAAUACACAUCAAAGAUUCGCCCAUUUUCUUUUGUCGGACAUAUUUAAACUCCUGCGAGAGUAGCAGCGAGUAUUCGAAGGCACCCUGUUUCGUUAGCUUAACCAAAUAGCGAAACCGAAGGUAAAAUUCGUCGUUUUCAAGACAGACAGCGAUAGUUUGUGUUUGUAGACUAGAAUCGUUUUGGUAAGCAAAAUACCAUCCAAUAUUUUUCUUUAAGUUUCAAGUUUCUCUCGAAAACUUUGCGUAUAUUUAUUCAUCUCUCUGUGGAAGAUGAGCUUGGAAGCAUUGAUAAGCGUGUGUCGAUUUAGUUUUGUGUUUGUUUCUACAGUAACGUACAGUAGACAGGUGACAAUCGAUUGAGCUUUUCAAAUUCGUGUAUUAUAGUUUUGCUUGUCACCAUCGUUUGGAUCGGCUCAGAAAAGUUAAAUUUGUCCCAACAUUGGAAGUAAAUCGAAACAUUGAAUGAACAAAAACAAAUAUUUUUAGAAGCUACAAUUAGAUGAGAAAGUGUCAUCAAACAUCUUGAUAAUGGUACUUUUACCUGACGUUUGUUUAAAUAGCUAAGAACGAGUUAAAGACAAAUUAAUUUAUAUGGCAAACAUUGUAACAUUCAUUGGAAUGUAAUUUAAUUACAUAAAAGAAAAUUAAAACAAAUCUUAAAUACAACAAAAAAAAGUACACUGUAAGAAAACAAAAUCGAGUGACACAAAUUUAGAACUGUAGUAGAUCAGACAAAAUAAUGUUACCUCCUAAGGAAAUAAAGUGUAAGAGAAUGAAAACACAACAACAAAAAAAAAUCUGGAAAACUUUGGUCGUUAGUUAUAAGGACUCUCUAUACAAGCGUAGUUCAAAAUUCGGCUCCCAUUUCUUCGUCGUCGAACAAGGAAAUUGUCCAUUUUAAGGCAAAUCAGCCUCUUACUAAAACAACUUGAUAUAAAUGAGCAACUACUGUUUUGCCAAGCAAAUAGUAAAAAAUAUUGUUGAUGACAGGCAAUUGAAUUUAAGUUCCAAAUAAGAGUAAGCUCAACUGCGUUAUUAUGUUGUAUAGAAAUCGAUUGGCAAAUAUGUUUGGUUAGUAGGAAUUCAUGAAAUUUACACUCUGCGUCCCGGCUGAGAAAAGUAUUUUCAAACUGUAUUAUUCUCGUAAUGAUCUGUCAUGGUUAUUUACCGUCGUGCUCAAUCAGAUUGGUCCUAUUUGAGUUUACUACGGCCGGAUCGAUUCAAGAGGCUAUUAAAAAUAAAUUUCAAAUAUGAGUUUUGUUUGAAUUGGAUAUUAUUUCGCGUAAUUUGACUGGUUUUCUUGCGGCAUAUUUAAUACAAAGGUUAUCUAUUGUGUUAAUAUUAUUGCAAAACUCAACAUCCUGUACAAAGCUUUCAAGUAGCAACAUUUCCCGAAAACAGGUGUUACAAAACGCUUUUUGGAACAAUAUUUACAUUUAACAUCGUCUUAAAACGUUAUUCUUCCUCAUCCUACUCAAACAAAAACAUUGAAUUAAACAUAGUAGCGGGUCCUCACUCAACACAGACAGUUUUAGAUUAGCAUUCUUUUUAAGUUUUAGGUAGUUUUGACAAAAUGCGUUUCCUGUUGUUUAUUUUUGUACCAAUACGAUUAGCGUUUGUUCAACUAUUAGUGAUUUAUCAUCCUAGAAGACUUGUGUUCAGUACUAGUUUUGUUUUGCACACUAGCUAUAUUUACAAUUAAAAUGACCAAACAACUACUUCAAUAUCCAGUCUUCGGCUAAGCUUAAGAAACGUUAGUUUUGACAAAUACAGUCGCGCACCAUCGAGCACAGCACCGUAAUAACUCCGAAACACCGACCGAAGUCUCAUUUUACCUUCCAUUAGGCGAGCCGUUCAUUUUUUUUCUGUUAGCAUUGCAGAAACAAGGACAUAAAAAACCAGAAAAUCAUUUCUUAUACGAUUUUUGGCACGAAGAUAAAUAAACCAAGUUUGAUACAUCUUUUUUGAGAACUCCUGGAAAGAAGAAAUCCAAAAUAUUGCAAACAAGAUAAACAUUUCUUACUACAAAACAAAACACAUUAAAUGAUAAGCAACAUAUAAUAACAAUCCUUACGUAUAAUGAUGAACAAAGAAACAACUGAUAGAAAAACACAAUUCACAGUAUCACACUCCUUUGCGUGAAAUUUUUGAAAAGAUUCUUUCCCACCCUCCAAACAUUUCUGCAUGUCAAAUAACAACGAAACAAUGUCGUUCUUUUUCAACUUAGAUGCAUCUUCGAACUCGAUAGGUGAAUGGAGAUUAUUCUUUUCAAAAAUUUAUCAUGCGAUCACCUACACAAACCCAGAUACACUCACAUAUACAGAAGAAAAAAUACAACUAAGAAACAAAAAAAAAAAACAUGAAAAAAGUAGAAUCCAUUUACUAAAGAAAAAAGCAAACCCAAAAACAUUUACAACACACAAAAAUAAUGAGUCCCUGAAGAAGAACAACAACAAAAAAGCGGGACACAGGAAAAAUUAAUUUGUAAAUAUAGUUUGAUAAAAUGAAAAUCUUCAAAAACAAAACAAACCAACAGAAAAAAUAUGAAUAAUGCCUCAAAUGCAAAACAUGGCGAAAUGAAGCGGAAAA